UCAUAUUCUUAUAGUAUUGUCCUCGUUCUUUCCCUUUUAAGCCCUGUUCCUCAUUGCCAAAGUGGGUCCCUUGCACUACCUCAUCAUCACUCAAUUCAUUUGGUCUUGACACAAGUUUUUGUGACAACAAUAAAGUUCUACCUCUCUCUCUCUCUCUCUCUCUUUCAGUGUUCAUGGUGAUCUUCAGCUCCCUAAGCUACUAGUGACUUUUCUUUGGAGAUCAAAGAGGUUUACAUGUGUCAACUAAAUUUCAGAAGGGGUCCUGUCAAAACAUUGACAACAUGGCUCAUUUUCCUUUUUGUCUUCAAAUUCAGUUAUGCAGUCCAAGAUCCUGAUGUAGAAGGUGAAGCUUUGCUUGAUGUUUUGAAAGACCUCAAUGAUUCCAAUAAUCGAAUAACAGACUGGGACAAAUUUUUAGUGAGCCCUUGCUUCAGUUGGUCUCAUGUGAAUUGUAAAAACGGACAUGUCAUAUCUUUGUCCCUGGCUUCACUUGAAUUUGCUGGAACACUUUCUCCCUCAAUUGCCAAAUUGAAAUAUUUGGUUAGCUUGGAAUUGCAGAACAACCAUCUUUCAGGCCCCUUACCUGAUUCCAUUUCCAACUUGACUUACCUACAAUAUCUAAAUCUUGCUGGCAAUAAUUUUAAUGGUUCUUUACCUGCUACAUGGGGUCAACUAACCAGUCUAAAGAAUUUGGAUCUUUCAUCUAAUGCUCUUAGUGGAAGCGUCCCAGUACAACUCUUUUCAGUUCCAAUGUUCAACUUUUCGAAUACGGACCUUCAUUGCGACUCUAACUUGGAGCAGCCUUGUGUUUCCAAAUCUGAACAUCCAGCUACAACAAACAGAUCGAAGGUAGCCAAAGCUAUACGUUUUGCAAGUUGCGGUGUAUUUGCAAUUCUGUUUCUCGGGGCUAUCUUUUCAUAUAGAUAUCAUAAAAUGCAGAGGCGAAAAAAUGAAGUCUUUGUUGAUGUCUCAGGUGAAGAUGAGAGCAAAAUUUCAUUUGGGCAAUUGAGAAGAUUUUCUUGGCGCGAACUCCAACUUGCAACUAGAAAUUUCAGUGAAAGCAAUGUAAUUGGCCAGGGUGGCUUUGGAAAAGUGUACAAAGGAGUUCUCCCAGAUAACACAAAAAUUGCGGUGAAACGCCUCACUGAUUAUAAUAAUCCUGGUGGAGAGGCUGCAUUCGAGAGAGAAGUUCUUCUUAUAAGUGUUGCGGUUCACAGAAACCUCCUAAGAUUAAUUGGAUUCUGUACAACUUUAACUGAAAGAAUCCUCGUAUACCCUUUCAUGGAAAAUCUUAGUGUAGGAUAUAGACUGAGAGAUUUGAAACCUGAUGAGAAAGGCUUGGACUGGCCAACAAGGAAGCGUGUGGCUUUUGGUACAGCCCAUGGUUUGGAGUAUCUACAUGAGCAAUGCAAUCCAAAGAUAAUACACCGCGACCUAAAGGCUGCGAAUAUUCUACUAGAUGAUGAUUUUGAAGCUGUUCUAGGUGACUUUGGGCUAGCCAAGCUGGUUGAUGCAAGGAUGACUCAUGUUACUACUCAAGUGAGGGGCACCAUGGGUCAUAUUGCCCCUGAAUAUUUGUCAACUGGAAAAUCAUCUGAGAAGACAGAUGUAUUUGGAUAUGGCAUCACACUUCUUGAACUAGUCACCGGUCAGCGCGCAAUAGACCUCUCUCGGCUUGAAGAGGACGAGGAUGUUCUUCUGAUUGAUCAUGCCAAAAAGCUAAUGAGACAAAGCAGGCUAGAAGACAUUGUGGAUAGAAAUUUGGAGACUUAUGAUACCAAAGAAGUUGAGACUAUUCUUCAGGUUGCUUUGCUUUGCACUCAAGGCUCUCCAGAGGAUCGUCCGAGCAUGUCGGAGGUGGUGAAGAUGCUGCAGGGAGUAGGCUUGGCUGAUAAAUGGGCUGACUGGCAGCAACUUGAAGAGGCUAGGAAUGAAGAAUUAUCACUCAUGACUCACCAAUUUGCUUGGAGUGAUGAAUCCACACUUGAUCAAGAAGCUAUGCAGCUUUCCACAGCAAGAUAGCGAGAGAAAGGUGGAGUCAAUUUUGAAAUAUGGUUUGCUUGUUAUCAUAGGAUAUACAUAGAUUUAUAUAUGUACUUCACUGUGCUCUAAAGAUAAAGGCAUAAGUAUCCUAAAGUCUGUAUUAUAUAAUAGUCAUGGGUAUAGAAUUAAAAAAAAGGAGUGAGAGAGUUAGCAUAGCAAAGACAAUUUGCUGCAUUUGAAUAGAGGUGAAUAUUAUUGAGAUGACUGGUUGCAAUAUGUGUAUAAUAUCAUAAUUGCUCA
Lotus japonicus is the source of this 2283-nucleotide messenger RNA. RefSeq names its product probable LRR receptor-like serine/threonine-protein kinase At5g63710. The transcript has 11 exons. The record is from RefSeq and is a predicted model, not a curated record. Gene Ontology annotation, molecular function: protein kinase activity; ATP binding; protein binding. Gene Ontology annotation, biological process: protein phosphorylation. Bases 235 to 2022 code for a protein of 595 amino acids. Lineage: Eukaryota; Viridiplantae; Streptophyta; Magnoliopsida; Fabales; Fabaceae.